Molecule: messenger RNA, 2095 nt
Organism: Larimichthys crocea (large yellow croaker)
Lineage: Eukaryota; Metazoa; Chordata; Actinopteri; Sciaenidae
Product: probable polypeptide N-acetylgalactosaminyltransferase 8
Exons: 11
Coding region: 91-1710 (539 amino acids)
Biological process (GO): protein O-linked glycosylation
Cellular component (GO): Golgi apparatus
Molecular function (GO): polypeptide N-acetylgalactosaminyltransferase activity
Source: RefSeq, a predicted model, not a curated record
CCAGACAAAACUGCUCCAAAUGGAUUUAUUGCUCAGGAGGUUGUGUGGAAUAAACUGGAGAGGAUUGAACAGACCUUAAACAAGCUGGCAAUGCUGAUAGAAGCAUCUGGUCAAAAAAAUCAACUUUUACCAAAUGUGGACCAAGAAAAAGAGAAGAUUGUGGUGCCAAAGUUAUAUCCAAACUCCUUCCUGUUUGAAAAGUGGGGCGAUAACCUGCCAGAAGAGGAACAGAAGAUGGCUGAAGGUCUGUUUAAGAUUUACGGAUACAAUGUCUUCCUGAGUAACCAGCUGCCAUUAGACAGGAAGCUUCAAGAUACAAGAGACAACAGAUGUCUGACAAAGAAUUAUCCCAAAGACCUGCCAACCAUCAGCGUGGUACUGAUCUAUAUGAACGAGGCUCUUUCUGUCAUUAAAAGGGCUAUACGAAGUAUUAUCACCCACACUCCAAAGCACCUGCUGAAGGAAAUUAUUUUGGUGGAUGACUAUAGCACUUACAAUGAUCUUGGACAACCAUUAGAAGAUUACAUAGCUCAAAUUCACAAUGAAAGGCCUGGACUCAUAAAGAAAGUGUGGCAUAAGCGACAGAUGGGUUUGUCCCAGUCCCGGAUCUCAGGUUGGGAGCAUGCUACAGCUGAUGUUGUGGCCAUUUUGGAUGCUCAUAUUGAAGCCACAGUGGGAUGGGCAGAACCUCUGCUGGCCAGGAUUAAAGCCGACAGGACAGUGGUGGUGUCCCCUGUGUUUGAUAAGGUCCAUUUUGAUGACCUUCAUGUGGAAAGAUAUAUCCCAGCUUCUCAUGGCUUUGACUGGGCUUUGUGGUGUAUGUAUGAAUCCUUCCGGCCAGAGUGGUUGAAGAUGGACGAUGAAUCGCAGCCUGGGAAGAGUCCCUCUGUCAUGGGAAUCUUUGCAGCAGAUAGAGGCUUCCUUGGUGAAAUUGGUGGGCUUGAUGGUGGAAUGACAGUUUACGGGGGAGAAAAUGUUGAACUCGGGAUUCGUGUAUGGCUAUGUGGAGGAAGUGUAGAGGUCGUGCCUUGCUCAAGGAUAGCUCACAUCGAGAGGGCACAUAAACCGUAUGCACCUGAUCUCAGCUCUGCCAUGAGGAGAAAUGCCUUGAGGGUUGCAGAUAUCUGGUUGGAUGAUUACAAGAAGAACGUAUUCAUUGCCUGGAAUGUUCCUUUUAAGAAUCAUGGAAUCGAUAUUGGCGAUGUGUCUGAGAGGAAGAAGAUUAGAGAAAAGCUGAAAUGUAAACCUUUCAAGUGGUACCUGGACAAUGUUUAUCCAAGUCUGGAAUCAUGGGAUAACCUCUUGGGUUAUGGUGUGCUGCGGAACACCCUUCUUAUGAGGCAAUGUGUGGACCAAGGUGCUGAUCCAGGAAACAUCCCCAUCCUAUAUGAAUGCCACUUCCAGCAGCCACAGCAUUGCUACUUCAACACAGAUGGUGAACUCAUCAUUGGGUGGAUUAAAUCUCAUAAAUAUAACAGCAACCGCUGUCUGGUUGACCCAGGCUCUGGCGGUACUCCUAUUCUUGAGGAGUGUUGGAUGGCAAAAGCAAACAACUUACACAUGCACUGGGACUUUAAACAAGGCCAAGCGAUCAGGAACAAAGCAACAAACAGGUGUCUUGAGGUCACACAGGAAGGAAACUAUGGGAUCAUCCUUCAGCAGUGCAGUGGACAGAGCUGGAGGAUUGAGCAUCCCAUCACAAGUGUUUAAGUUUGGUGCUUACACCGAAUUCAUUGUGUAAUAACAAAGGAUAAUGUAAAAAAUUGAGAUCUGAAGGUGACAGCAGGGGAAGCCCAAUUCUUUUCUGGGCUGUGUUUAUGACUCCCUGUAGAGCUGUCUGCUGCUGGUUGACCCAGCUGGGAUACCAUAUUGUAAUAGAGAAUGUCCAUUCACUCUCAGUCAGGGCUGCUGCUAGCUAAUUUAGUGCCCUAAGCGUAACUGCUUUGUGCUGUGCCCUUUAUUUGAUCACACACUGUGGCCUACACUGUAUAUUUAUUCCUAACCCAACUUCUACCGCUAACCUGCAGCUCUUCCAUCCACACUCAUUCCCCACAGCUGUAUUCCCCAACGGAAUUACUUACACUACUUGUUAUGG